Molecule: messenger RNA, 1326 nt
Organism: Cyphellophora europaea CBS 101466
Lineage: Eukaryota; Fungi; Ascomycota; Eurotiomycetes; Chaetothyriales; Cyphellophoraceae
Exons: 3
Coding region: 1-1326 (441 amino acids)
Biological process (GO): secondary metabolite biosynthetic process
Molecular function (GO): FAD binding; monooxygenase activity
Source: RefSeq, a predicted model, not a curated record
AUGCCUCAAGCACAACAUCCUCGCAAGAUCCUUAUUGUAGGAGCCGGCCUUGGUGGUUUGGCCGCAGGUCUCGCACUACAGACGGAUGGCCACAAUGUGACCAUUAUUGACUCCGCGCCUGAAUUUGCAGAGGCGGGUGCUGGUAUUCGCGUGCCACCAAAUAGCUCUAGGCUACUACUGAGAUGGGGCGUUGAUCUCGAAAAGAUGAAGAAGUCCGUCUCGCAAUGUUACCACUUCCUACGUUGGAAAGAUGGUUCCACUAUUGUCAAGCUUCCCUUCAAUGACAUCGUCAAAAAUCACGGUGCUCCAUACUACCUUGUGCACCGCGCCGACCUCCAUGCCGGACUUCUCGAAGCAGCAACUCGCGCGGGCGUCCAGAUCCUCAACGACAAGCGAGUCGUCGAGUAUAACUUUGAGGGGCCAUUCGUCGUCACUGCUGACGGUGAGACAUGGAGGGCAGACCUUGUUAUUGGUGCUGAUGGCAUCAAGUCUCUUGCUCGCCCUGCACUGACUGGCCAAGAGGAUGUCCCUCGCGACACUGGCGAUGUCGCUUACCGUAUUCUUAUCCCGGGCAAGGAUCUGCUCGCCGACCCUGAACUGGCAGAUCUGAUCACCGAUCCCUGCACCACAUCAUGGUGUGGCCCAGACGCACAUCUUGUCGGCUAUCCCAUUCGAAAUGGAGAGCUGUACAACAUCGUUGUAUGCGCGACAUCAUACAAUGAGACUUCAGACGAAGCCUGGGUUGUUCAGGGAUCGCCUCUGGACUUGCUUGAACGCUUUAAGACCUGGGAGCCUCGCGUCCAGAAGCUAUGCAAGCUCACCCCCCAAUUCAUGAAGUGGAGGCUCUGCGAUUUACCUAUCCUCUCUCGAUGGGUCCAUCCUUCUGGCAAAGCCGCUCUCCUGGGCGAUUCGUGCCAUCCUAUGCUGCCAUACCUGGCUCAGGGUGCUGCACAAGCAGUUGAGGAUGCGGCUGCUCUUCGUCAAUGCCUUGCGGGUGCUUCCACUGCAGGUGCCGACGGCUUGAAGCAGGCACUAUUGAAGUAUGAGUCAAUCCGGUUGCCACGAGCGAGUCUUGUCCAGCAAAAGACGAGGGAGCAUCAGUACAUCUUGCACGUCGACGAUGGUGAAACACAGAAGCAGCGUGAUGUCACUAUGAAGGUCAACGGUCAAGAAAACCCGGUCUUUUGGGGUGAUGAUAAAAGAAGGAUGUGGCUCUUUAGCCAUGACGCCGAGAAUGUUGACAGCGAGGGAGCGAAUUGGAAAUCUGGGACCGGGGCGCCCUUGGUAGGUGCUCCCGUGGCAACCAGCAUGCUUGCAGCUCAUUAA